Messenger RNA from Armigeres subalbatus, 1315 nucleotides. RefSeq lists its product as uncharacterized. The transcript has 2 exons. The coding region runs from base 88 to 1188 and encodes 366 amino acids. The record is from RefSeq and is a predicted model, not a curated record. NCBI's taxonomy places the organism in Eukaryota, Metazoa, Arthropoda, Insecta, Diptera, Culicidae.
AUUGGUAUCCGGUCGGACGAUUAUUUGUGGUUCGUGGUGGUGAAGUGGAAAAUUUGGUUUGCAGAAGAAGCUCAUAGUGAAAGGACGAUGAAGAUCAACAGAUGUCUGAAGCUGUGUUUAGUGCUUAGUUGUAUUUUUGUGUGCAUAGAUGCUGCGAAGAAGAACAAGCGGGGACUGUAUCAUGGUCAUGCAGGAUAUGCAGUACCGUUAGGAGUUGGACUUCAUCGUCCCUAUCACCCGAGUCCGUACGCGAAAUUUCCAGGACUGUACAAAGGAUUAGGAGGUGCACUGCCCCCAGGAUAUGCUCUGUUUCCUGGAAGUGCUUCAGUCGCUUCUUAUCAUCGGAAUUUCCCCAAAGUUCCAGCUGUUUAUGCACCGAAUUAUUUCCCAGCUUUCGGAGUGCCUGCUUCCGGUGUUGUCAGACCGGUGACCAAUCUGUCACCGGUGGCACCAGUAGCUCCAUUGGCACCAUCCUAUCCUGUGUUUCCGCAACUUCCUACUGCUCCACUGCCUGCUGUUCAAGUUCCUGCAGCGCAAUAUCCUGCCUACUUUCCCAUUGGAGCACCACAGCAAACUUCUUUCUUCGCCACAUACCCUCAAAAACCAUUCAUCCCGAUUGCAAUUCCUGCAGUUCCCGAGAAACCGAAGAUUCCCGUUGUUGUCCCGCAGAAGCCUGUUUUCUCCACGGUACACAACUAUCUGCCCAGCGGACUUAUCCCCGCCGGGGUCUAUAAUCCGACCGUUGCCGUAUCGAACGUUUCCCCAACAUUCGUGGGGAUUCCAAUCGGCCCCACUGCCACAACCCCGACAGUGUCAACGGCCACCGUGACGCAAACCGCUCAGCAGCCCUGGCGCCCGGUUUUGGUGAACAAUCCUACUGCCACACCCACCACCACAACGGUUUUCAAGCCAUCGCUCAAUCUAUUACCUCCAUUCACUCUUCCAGCUAACGCUCAAGGUCAGAUCUACCUCAGCAGUACACCAGCCACGCACGUCCAAGACAGCCCACAGCAACAACAGCAGACUCUGCUAGAUCUGGAACAGUCCCCCCCAUAUCAUCAAGGACAGGAGGAAGGGAAUGGAGCUUUCAAUGGUCAGCCGUACGAUGUAGCUUCGAAUCACGGCCGAUACUCGGGUCCUUCUAGCUACGAUGUAGACAUCACUCACAAUGGAUAUCAGAAGAAGUGAAGGACCUACCCUUCAUAAUCCUAGGAUCGGUGAACGCUGUCCAAUUGCCAUUAUCAUGCUUGUUAAUAGUUUUGCAUUUUUAAUGUGACUAGGUUAAAACAAUUAAAACUAUUUAUUACUUUGCCAA